UUUGACAAGCGUUGGUUCGAGACAUGCCAGCACAAAAAGCCAAAGCAAAAAAGACGCCCCCGGUUUCCAAAAAAUCAAAACGCUCCAUCCUCUUACAGGAAAUCCUCUCACUCGGCGGGGAGGAAUCGGAUCUCGCUGUUAUCGCCGAUGCACUGUCCGGGUCUGAAGCGGAAGAUAAUGGUGUGCAAACGAGACGAAAGGAGCGAAAGGAAGGAAAAGAGGAAGAGGAUGAGGGAGCAUUGUUGAAAGAGUUGAUGGGCUUUAUGAAUGGUGUUGGGAUUGAUCCGAAGAAGAGUGUUGUUGAGGAAGUUGACGACGAGGAGGGUGAAGGUGAGGAUGGCGGUGAGGAUGUAGAUCAAAGUGAGGGACCCCAAGGAGGAGAACAAGAGGAGGAGGAUGAGGACGCAGAAGAGGGAGACGAAGAUGCGGAAGACGAUCAUGAGGAUGACGAAGGAGCAGAGGAAGAAGGAAACGACCAGCUCAAGUACGGAAAAGAAGAUGCAAAUGAGGUCCGAUCCAUGGUGUCCCAAUUGCUACAAGGCCAAACGGUUGACGAUAAACUAAGCAAAAAAAUGAUCUUUGAACCGACAAGCCGCUGGUACGACCAUCCACUCCCCCCCAUCACCGGCAAACCCAACACCUCAGAAUCCACCCUCCAAACCACGUACACUCGCGCCAAAACCCUCUGGACACAAGAAAGCGCCGAAUAUACAUCCCUCAAAUCCCGAUCAGCCGACAAGGACUUUAUUUCCACUGUGUUGAAGUCGGGUACUGUUACAGACAAAGUCUCGGCUUUAACGCUUUUGGUACAAGAGUCCCCGUUACAUACCCUCCAUCUCUUGCGUGACCAGCUUGUGAAUGGGAUGGCGAGGAAGAAGGCACGGAGGGAGGCGGUACUUGCUAUGGAUAGCGUCAAGGAUUUGAUGGUCGGUACAUUACUGCCUGAUAGAAAGCUGCGGUACUUCAGAGACCAGCCCUUGGAUUCUCCACAUGUCAAACCUGUGCAUUUGGUGGCAUGGUACUUUGAGGAUGGGUUGAAGAAGACCUAUUUUGAGUUUAUUCAGCUUAUUGAGGAAUUGGCCAGGGACCCCCUCCUCCACAUUAAAAACAAAAUGAUCCAAUACAUCUACGACCUCCUCUCCUCCAAACCCGAACAAGAGCAAAAUCUCCUCUCCCUCCUCGUCAACAAAGUAGGCGACCAGGACCGGAAACUUGCUUCCAAAUCCGCGCACCUCCUCUCGCAACUCUUGGCCACACACCCUGCCAUGAAACUCGUCGUCAUUAAAGAAGUCGAGCGACUCUUGUUUCGUCCCAAUGUCACGGAUCGAGCACGGUAUUAUGCUGUCACAUUCUUGAAUCAGAUUGUGUUGAGUCACCGGGAGGCGGAUGUAGCGGCUGCCAAUCGUCUUGUGGAUGUGUAUUUUUCAGUUUUUGAUGGGCUCGGCAAGCGGAUGGAGGCUGCAAAGAUGGAGACGGACAUUAAGAGCAAGAAUGGCAAGAAUGGCAAGAAGAAAGGGAAAAAGGGAAACAAGAAUGCUGGAAAAGGGGCGAAAAAAGCAGAGGUGGUUCCUCAAGAUCCCGAGAGUAUGACUCUGGCUGAUGGUAUCGACGCCAAAAUGAUGGCAGCCUUGUUGACUGGAGUCAACCGGGCCUUUCCAUUUGCAAAGAUUGAAGACGAUGUGUUUGACAAACACAUGAAAACGCUCUUCACCGUCUCCCACAUUGGGACGUUCAACACCUCCAUCCAGGCGCUGACACUCAUCUUCCAAGUCCAAUCUUCCCGCCAAUCCCUCUCUGACCGCUUCUAUCGAACCCUCUACGCCUCCCUCCUCGAUCCCCGCCUUUACACCGCCUCCAAACAAGCCAUGUACCUCAACCUCCUCUACCGGGCCCUAAAGGCCGACACGUCUCUUAAUAGAGUCAAAUCCUUUAUUAAGCGCCUUGUACAAGUCUGCGCAUACGUUCAGGUGCCAUUUGUCUGUGCGGGAUUGUUUUUGGUAGGCGAGGUGGCCAAAGUGCGUCCUGGAAUUUGGGGGAUGGUAAAUCAGGCUGAAGAGGAUGGUGAUGUGGAAGUGUUUGUCGAUGUGGAUGAGGACGGUGAGGUAUUCAAACCAGAUGUAAAAAAAGUGACGCAAGGAUAUGACGGCAGAAAGAGGGAUCCGCUAUAUUGUAAUGCGGAAAAGACAUGUUUGUGGGAAUUGACUGUCUUUUCUACCCACUUUCACCCAACUGUCUCACUCUACGCCAAAACGCUCCUCUCCGGCACACCGAUCGCCCCUCCCCCUAAUGCAACAAACUACGAUCCCCUCCAAAACCACGCUCUCAGCCGUUUCCUCGACCGCUUUAUUUUCAAGAACCCUAAAAAGGUUUCGACGGCCUACAAGGGCACAUCCCUUAUGCAACCUAGAGUCGCAGGCUUGAGUCUCUCUGGUCGCGAAGAGGAAGGCCACGAGCGGAUUCUGAGUGCGGCCCGGAAAAGAGGCGUCGUCCUCGAGAAUGAGGAAAUUGGGAAUAAACUCCCCUUGGAUGACACACCCGUUAAUAUCGUUGCGCAAAAGUGGCUCGAGAAUCCCGAAUCUGUUCCAGUUGAUGAGGUCUUUUAUUAUCAAUACUUUAAAGAAAAGGCUAGGGAUACCAAUAAGAUCAAGAAAAAGAAGCAGGCAGUGGAAGAAUUGGAUGCUGCCGAUGAUGAGGACGAGGAAGAGAUGGAUGAAGACCUGGUUUGGGAGGCUAUGCAAAAGAGUGCCGGAUUUGAUCCUGCUGGAGAGGAUGAGGAUGGUGAUGAGGACUUGUUAGGUGAUGAGGAUGAUGAGUUGAGUUUGGAAGAUAUAGACAGUGAUGAGGAUAAUGUCGAAGGGGAGAAUGAUGAGGACGAUCAUGAUUUGGACGACGUAUACAAAGCCAUGGAUGGCAUCGACGCGGCUUCAGGUUCCUUGUCUGACAAUGCCUCUGGCGACGACGACGAUGAUGAAAUGGCCAAAUGGGCCCAAGACUCAAACGAAGACACCAACAUUCCCUCUGGCGACGAUGAGUACGAUGACGAUGAUGACGAUGCCUCGUUUGCAAACAUGAUAACAGCGGAAGAAGCGUCCGACUCUGAAUCUAAGAAACCCAAAAAGCCCACACACCUCUCCACCAAAGCCCGCGCACUCGGAUACAAGGGCACGUAUUUCGACACAAAAUCUGCGUUUGCCUUUGCGGAUGCUGAUGAGUUUUUGGAAUUGAUUGAGCGAGAGGAUGGGUUGGAUACUGGUGACGGUGCAGCUGCUCCUGUGAGUAAACGUAAGGGUGAAAAGAGGAAGCGAGAGAGUGCAUCCAUGGGUCAGGGGAAGAAAAAGAGGGUUAGAUAGGUGUAUGCCUGUUUUGUAUCAUACAUGUUGAGUGCAUAGCUCGUAGCUCAUAUUUAAAUAGACAAUUCAAGCAUGA
Messenger RNA from Spizellomyces punctatus DAOM BR117, 3426 nucleotides. Its product is annotated as RNA-binding ribosome biosynthesis protein MAK21. The record is from RefSeq and is a predicted model, not a curated record. The coding region runs from base 24 to 3350 and encodes 1108 amino acids. NCBI's taxonomy places the organism in Eukaryota, Fungi, Chytridiomycota, Chytridiomycetes, Spizellomycetales, Spizellomycetaceae. Gene Ontology annotation, cellular component: nucleus. The transcript is spliced from 6 exons.